AUGGAUCCCGUAGCCAGAAGACCCGACGCUGAUGGCAUUAAGCUGAGAAACCAAAUCAAGGAGCUGGUUGACCGGUGCUUGACUCGAUUUUGCACUGGCAGCCAGGAAGAUCGGAGUGCUACGGCAAAUACAUUACUCUUUUUCAAUAACUUCGGCCGCGAUAUUUGUGCUCAUGUCAUUACGAUCCUUCGAGAACGAGCGCUCAUACAUAAUAACGAGGAUGUAUGUCUCGGCUAUGAUGCAGCCAUGCCACAUAUCGAAACCAAUAAUACCUCGCUUGGCCGAUUGGGAUUGACCAUCGAAAUGGUCUUCGAGGAUUUCAUGCGGAUGUACAAACGGUCAAGGGAUCAACAUACACGACCGGGAGGAGAUAAAUUUCCUCUCCAUCUUGCCGAUUCUGUGUCAGUUUAUCGGCCCAAAGAAGCAAAAUUCUAUUUUGCUAGUCAGAUUUGGCCGGACAAAGGAACAGAGGCGACCUCCUCCCCAGUUGAGAUUACUGGCGCCACGAAAUUUACAGACCCCAAUGAACGUGCCAAAUAUGAGAGGUAUAUCGCAUCAGCAAAGCCAUUUGAUCAGGAGAAGUUGAGCUACUCGCGUCGAAAGCUGGUGAGGACUGGCACUUUCUUGCCUUAUUGGGCACCUCGGAAGUGCGGGAAUUGUUCCAAAGCUCUUCAAGAGGAUGAGGAGCUCAUGGAGACGCGCUGUCUGUCGACUGUAACAUGUGCGCUUUGA
Molecule: messenger RNA, 732 nt
Organism: Penicillium malachiteum
Lineage: Eukaryota; Fungi; Ascomycota; Eurotiomycetes; Eurotiales; Aspergillaceae
Exons: 2
Coding region: 1-732 (243 amino acids)
Source: RefSeq, a predicted model, not a curated record